AUGAUUACAUCCGGUUGCAAUAUCAUGUUGUGUAAACGGUACGUGAAAUACUGUCUUUCGUCGGAUACACCAACUCAAAUGGCCGAUUUGUCAACGACUCCAAUUAGUGAAGUGCAAGUAGGUGAUGCUAUAUUAGCAUUGACUCCAUCCGGGGAAAUUGUGCAAACCGUUGUACGGAAAGUUAUUACUCAUGAAGUGGGUGAUUAUUUGACCUUUACGUUUUCGAACGGUAUUAUACUACGCGUGGGACCAGACAUACCCCCUACCUUCGUCGGUCUUAAUACAUUCAAUAACGUUCCUAUGAAUGUUGGUAAUCAAGUCUCUGUUAUUUCUGGUGAUGGCAGUAAUAUGAGCACCGUAAAAAUUACUGAUAUUAAAGCAGUGAAAGGCGUCUACACGAUUAUGCAGAGGCUAAAUGUUGACACACCUCACACCUAUUUUGCCGGUAGAGUUGCGGUACACAAUAAAUUUUACAUGGGAUCCGGCGUUUUUGGCGUUAGUAAUGACGACAAUCUUCAGCAGCUCAAAUUGAGUGAGCCAACUCGUCGCUGGAGAAUAGUAUAUCCUGGUCUGUUUUUUGAAGCAAAAUGUACCAAUGAUGAAUGUGUAGCAUAUGAUCAAGAAGUCAUCGUCAAUAUUGGUUUGAAAAGGUUUGAUUUUUUGGUUGAUGUUGAUAAAAUAACCUGCCAAUGCCCUUGCUGCUCAGACUGGGUUAAUCCACACAUAGCAAAAUGUGCCUUCAAUCGUUGUGAGUGGCGUUACAGCGGAAAAAAACAGAUGGGAGAACAAGCUCCAGAAGAAGUUUUCUCUUCAUGGAACGAAGUAGACGACACGUCAUUGCGUUUUCAUGAACAAAACAGCUUAAGCGGCAUUUGGAAGCAGCUGAUACUGGAAGCAAGAGAGUGUAAUGAUUAG
This is a messenger RNA of Rotaria socialis, 915 nucleotides long. Lineage: Eukaryota; Metazoa; Rotifera; Eurotatoria; Philodinida; Philodinidae. The record is from the annotation of a GenBank genome assembly.